This is a messenger RNA of Punica granatum (pomegranate), 2406 nucleotides long. NCBI's taxonomy places the organism in Eukaryota, Viridiplantae, Streptophyta, Magnoliopsida, Myrtales, Lythraceae. The record is from RefSeq and is a predicted model, not a curated record.
AUUUUUUCCAGGCGUUCCCCCCGAGGACUUACCGAGAUCUCGACGUCGCGUUUCCAUUUCCUCGGCUGCCUCUCCGGCUCCUCGUCGUCGGGCACUGAUCUCUGAUCAUCCUUAACUUCUCGCUUCCUUCUUCGGUUGCAGAACACGGGCUGUGUUUCUUGGAAGCUGCUAAUGUCUCUGUAAUCACAGAAAGCCUGUCCUACAGAGACAUAGAGUGGUGGAAUCCAACUGAACUUCAAGUUCUGUGGAGAUAAUGGUCCGAGGCAGAGAUGCCUGCUGGGAGCACUGCGAUCUUGUCGAUGCCACGAAACAGAAGGUUAGGUGUAAUUAUUGUGAAAGAGAGUUCAGCGGAGGAGUUUACAGGAUGAAAUUUCACUUAGCUCAGAUAAAAAACAAAGAUAUAGUCCCCUGUACAAAAGUCCCGAGCAAUGUGAGGAACCACAUUCGAAGUAUACUGAGCGCUCCCAAGAAACCAAAAACUCCAAAGAAACCAAAAUUGGAUCGUGCUGCCAAUGGUCAACAAAAUAGCUCUUCUGGCAGUGAGAAUUCUCACGCCAACCCUAAUUCCAGUGGACAACGAGGAAGCUCUGGUUCGCCUGUGUUUAUUCCACAGGUAUCACCAGAUAACCCUCCUGCGACUGAUGAUUCUCAAAAGCUGAAACAGGAUCAUGCCGAUAAGAAAGUGGCCAUGUUCUUCUUCCACAAUGCAAUACCUUUUAGGGCUGCUAAAUCUGUGUAUUAUCAGGAAAUGGUUGAUUCGAUUGCAGAAUGCGGGACAGGUUAUAAAGCCCCGAGCCAAGAGAAGCUGAGAACUGCUCUUUUAGAGAAGGUGAGAGAUGACAUACAUGAUUGUUACAGGAAGUACAAGGAAGAAUGGAGAGAAUUCGGGUGUACGAUCUUGUGCGAAAGUGGACCCAGCGUCAGAACUAAGUCAGUUUUAGCGUUUACAGUCACAUAUCCCAAAGGAUCAAUAUUUCUCAAGUCGGUCAAUGUGUCAGGUCACGAGGAUGAUGCUAACUACUUGUUCGAAUUGCUCGAGUCAGUCGUUCUUGAGGUCGGCAUUGAAAAUGUUGUCCAAGUGAUAACCGAUAGUAGCGCCAGUUUUAUUUACGCAGGAAGCCUUUUAAUGGCGAAGUACAUAUCUCUGUUUUGCUCUCCUUGUGCAUCGUAUUGUAUCACUAAGAUGCUGGAAGACAUGAGCAAGCAAGAUUGGGUUGUUACAGUGUUGGAAGAUGCAAAGACAUUCAUACGAUAUAUCCACAGCAACGCUUCGACUUUGAAUAUGACCAAGAAGUUCUAUGGUGGAAAGGAGUUGAUGAGACCGGGAAUUACAAGGUCUGUGUCUGAUUUCCUCUGCCUGAGGGCGAUUGUGGUCCAUGAGGAGAACUUGAAGCACAUCUUUUCUCACAAUGAGUGGUUAUCAUCUAUAUAUAGUAGGCAUCCUGAUGCCCAGGCUUUCAAGUCCUUGCUCUACUCGGAGAGAUUCUGGAGAUCCGCCCAUGAAGUUGUGAACGUCUGGGAACCGCUGGUUAAGAUCCUGAGGAUCGUCGAUGGGGAUAUGCCCGCUAUUGGGUACUUGUACGAGGGGAUAGAGAGGGCAAAGAUUAUGAUUAAAUUGUACUAUAAGGCCAUCGAAGAGAGGUACUUGCCCAUUUGGGAAAUAAUCGACCGCAGAUGGAGUAUGCAGCUCCGAUCGCCUUUAUAUGCUGCAGCUGCAUCCCUUAAUCCUUCUGUCUUUUACUGUUCGAACUGGAAGAAUGAUCCAAGGGUGAGGAACGGGUUCCAAGAAGUGAUGCUGAAGGUGGUGAGCUCAGACGAUGAGAAGAGGAACAUCACAAGAGAGCAUCCUGUGUAUAUUAAUUCACAGGGUGCUCUCGGGACGGAACUUGCUGUUAUGGGAAGGACGCUAAAUGCUCCAGGUGAUUGGUGGGCUGCAUAUGGUUAUGAGAUCCCGACCUUACAGAGAAUGGCGACCCGUAUACUGAGUCAGCCAUGUAGCUCUCAUUGGUGCAGAUGGAACUGGAGCACGUUCGAGAGCUUACACUUUAAGACUCGCACUAAGUCCGAGUUGGAUAGGUUCAGCGAAUUGGUCUUCGUGCACUGCAAUAUGUGGCUGAAGGGAAUUUGCCAGAGGGAUGGAAGAUGUAAACCUGUCAUCUUCGAUGAAAUAGACGUUAGUUCAGAAUGGCCAACUGAGUUGGAACCUUCAGCCCCAACAUUAGAUGAUUCUUGGUUAGAGAAUUUGCAUUCUGAGGUGCAGAAUUAGUCCCUGAGUAACCAGAGAGCUCCCCAUAGUGAGACUACCCAUUGUCUAUAUAAGUAUAAUCUAUGUAGUAACAUUCUUCUGUACAGCAAUCAGAAUCAUAUGCACAUUCAAGUUGGAAAAAGUGCGAGUUUGAUUGGUAA